UCACAAGAGAGAGAGAGAGAGAGCAGUAGUCCCAGCAGCAGGCUAAAGUCUCACCUAGACUCCAGUUCAGUUCUCUCCACAUCCCUCUAGAACAACCACCUGUUACCUGGCUCUCUCUCUCUCCGUCUGUCUUUACCCAACUAAGGAACGUGGGCCGCAGGCCUGUGAAGGAUGGAGGGCAGUGUGCUGCUGCUGUGUCUUGUGAGCCUCUUCACUGGAGCUCAAAGCCAAAACCAAAUCCCGAGCAUUACAACAAGUUAUGCUCAAAUAAAGGAAGACACUCCAAUAAAUGUAUUUGCCUUUCAAAUAGAAACAUACGAUCCCGAUCCUGUUCCUGACCCACUGACAUACAUGAUUACUGGGCCAAAAGCAAGCUACUUUAAUUGCGACGCAAACACAGGGACAGUAACCAUCCGGACCCCCUUGGAGAGAGAUGAUGAUGACAAGGGUGUAUUCUCUAUCGGCAUUGUGGUUACUGACGCAGAUUACACAGUUAACAAAGACAUUCAGAUAAUCAUAAUAGAUGCGAACGAUAACCAACCCAUAUUUGAAAAUACACCUUACAACGUAAAUGUCGAAGAAAAUACUGCCUUGGACUCUGUUCUGUUUCAAGUAUAUGCCAAAGAUGUAGACGCUGGACUUGCUGCUGUUGUAAAGUACCACAUUGAUGAGGCUAGUCCGAGUGAUGGACUAAAUCAUUUUACUAUCAAUGAGAAUAAUGGCGAAGUCAAACUGGUUAAACAACUGAAUUUCACAAGUUUGAGCACUUUCUACAGGCUCAAGAUCAACGCCACUGAUGGUGGAGGCCCUGUGUAUAAUGAACCUAACCCUGUUCAUCAGUCCAACAUUGCUUUUGCUUUCAUCACCGUGGUGGACGUCCCAGACAUGGAUCCACGGUUUCUAAGUACUCCUUACGCGACUACUGUCACUGAGCAUUCUCCCGUGGGCCAGUUUGUGUUUAAAGUGACUGCAAUCGAUCAGGACUCUGGGAUCAACGAUGACAUCACCUACAGCAUUGAAGGUACCGAUGACCUGUUUGACAUCACGGCCAACGAUGGAAUCAUAUCUGUCAAAAGUGAUAUUGACAGAGAGGCUUUGUUGGACAUCAAUUAUGUUGUGGCCCUUAAAGUGACGGCAACGGAGGUUCAGCCAAACAUUCUGGGGACCCAAGCACACACCUCCACCGAGGUGCGGAUUACCAUCGGUGACAUCAACGACAACAAGCCUACAUUUUACGACUGUGGCGUGGAGCCCUGCGCGGAGGCCAGUAGCUUCACGGCCAACAUCUUUGAACACUCCUCAAUGGGUGUUCCAGUCGACGACCUCAACAUCAGAGCCAAAGAUUUGGAUCAGGGAGAUCAUGGAAAAUUCGAAUUAAGUCUUGCUGGACCAGACAAGGAUGCAUUCAGUGUGUCGCCACAGAUUGCCUACUCAGAAAGCGCGGUUCAGAUCACGGUCAAGAACUCCCAGGCUGUGGACUACGAGACCAAAACAUCAAUGAUUAUCCAGAUUAUCGCCAAGGAUCACUCCAAUACAGCAGACUGCUGUUCCACAGCUACAGUCACCAUUCAGAUCAAAGACAUUAAUGACAACAGCCCCACGUUCCCCAAAGAAGUCUACGUCCUCAAGGUUGAUGAGCACAGUCCUAAUGGAACCACUGUGGACACGCUAACAGCAACCGAUCCUGACACUAUGGAUGUUGAUAACAUCAGAUACAGACUUCUUCCCGACAGCAUACUAAAGUACUUCAAUGUGGAUGCAAUGACAGGGAGGAUCUAUGUGACAAACAGCAAACUGAUCGACCGAGAGGUCACCUCCCUGUAUUCUCCAACUCUGCAAGCAAGAGACCAGGCCAACAACACAGGGAACGCUGUGUUAGAAAUCACACUGACAGACAUCAAUGACCAGACACCACAGUUCAACAGAGAAUCCUACAUCGACUAUGUGAAAGAGGGCUCAAACCUAAGAAUUCAAGUACAGGCUACUGACAGAGAUGAGCCGCCCAACAGCGAGAUUGUGUAUGGAAUAGUUAACAGUAUCUACAGUGGCAAAUUCACCAUUGACCCCACCACAGGCUGGUUGGAGAACAAUGGCCCGCUAGACAGAGAGGCCAUGCAGACCAAGGAUAACGGGCAGGUUAAGUUAAAUGUGACAGCUACUGACAAAGGCAGUCCACCACUGGCCACCUGGGUGCCAGUCAUCAUCAAUGUGGAGGAUAUCAACGACAACACACCGAAGUUUCGAAAAAAGUCUUACAAAUUCUUAGUGGAGGAGGGGAAGAAAGCUGAAUUUGUGGGCUCCGUCCAGGCGGUGGACUUAGACCAAACGAUCGAUCACAACCGCAUCUCCUUCAGCAUAGUCAGCGGAAGCUUCGGACAGUUCAUCAUCCAAACCUUCAGGGACGAACCCGAUGGUUACAUCGGCAACAUCACGGUCGACCCGGACAUCGAGUUGGACUACGAGAGCAGCUUCAAAACCUUCAGCCUGGACGUGGAGGCCAUGGACCUGGGAUCCAUGAAGGACACUGUAAACGUGGAGGUGAUUGUGGUGGAUGUGAAUGAUGAGAGGCCCCAGUUUGAGCCCGUUGACCCACUGCAUAUAAAGGAGAACACCACUAUCACUGAGUCCGUGGGGAGUUUCGUAGGGGUGGACCUGGACAUGAAUCACUUUCUGGUCUACGAGCUGGUCUCCACUAAGUGCCGCUGUAACGGCUCCCUGACUCUCGGGCCCUGCCCAGAGGACUGGUUCAUCCUGGAGCCCACAGGGGAGAUCAUGCUGAACGAGGAGUUUGUGAUCGACUUUGAGAAGUGCGACCAGGUUGAGCUGGAGGCCCAGGUGGUGGAUGAGUUGACCCAGAAAGGGGAGAACAACAGCGCAACACCAGGGCACAUUAUGAUCAACAUCGAAGACAUCAAUGACAAUGCCCCUGCUUUCGAAACAACAGAUUCCUUAUAUGUUGUGGUGUCAGAGACGGCCUCUGUAGGCUCAGUAAUAGCCAGUGUCACUGCUACAGACCGCGAUUCUGGGAAAAAUAGGCAGAUGACAUUUUCGAUAACAAAUAUCCAAUUCAGGGAUGACGUCAACAAUAGAACGACCGAGUUGGGCAUUCGAGUGUUUCGAGUUAUCACCACACAGGAAGACGAUAAAUACGUCGGAAAUAUUCAGAACAUGGAAGUGUUAAAUAUCAAUGUUAAAGGUAAGUAUUUGGUGACAGUUGGGGCAGCUAACACUGAAGAACCGAAACUCUUCUCCGAAACCAAACUGGAGAUCUUCACAGUUGACAAGAGUUUAAAAGUCGAGCUUUUGUUUUCAAAGACAGUGGCAGAAGUUCAAGCGGCCCAAAGUCAGAUUGUACUGCUUCUGACCGCAGCAACACAGACGAAAGUGGAAGUGGUUAGCAUUAGGGCUGAUUCAGCCAGUACGGAAAUCAGGGCGUCUGGCGAUACCGUAAUGGAGGUGUACUUUGUGAAUGCCAAUGGAACAGCCCUCGACUCUGACACCGCCGAGACUAUUCUGUCCAACAGUGGGGAACGAUACAAAUUACAGAUUGACUUUGGCCUGAAAGAUAUAGGAGGGACUGUGGUGACAGAGAAGCAGGUGAAUCCAAUCAUGUUCGUUCUGUUGGGACUGGUGGCAGGCCUCAUCAUCGUCCUGGCUGUCAUGACAACGUCUCUGGUCUGCACCCGCAGGAGCUACAGAACGAAGCUGAAGGCAUCUAAAGCCAUGAACUCAGCAGCCAUGGUGGUGACUGGUGGAGAUCAGAAGAGUGGGCCUGUCGUGCCUGGAACCAACAAGUACACUAUGGAGGGGGCUAACCCUGUGCUCAACUUGAACAUCGACACAGCCACAGACCUGGGCUUUGACGAGGAAGGAUCUAACGCUGACAGAGUCAGCCUGAAUUCCUUGGACUACAACAUAGACAUGGUCAUGUCUGACAAGGAUACUAUGCCCAUGAUGAUGAUUCAGGAGGAGGAUGAGGAGGAGGGGGGAGCAGAUAACCCCUACGUCGAGCCUCUGGGUGAAGCCUUGGCCCAGCGUGGCAAGAAAAGAGUCAACAACAGCCCUAGUUUAACCUUCUCUAACCCUUCACUCAGCACCACAGACCUGUGAGUGGCUGCCAUCUUGGGUCAGUGUCACUGACCUGUGACGGCCAUUUUGGGAUCUAUGACACUGACCGCGGGUCAUGAAAUGGACCAUGUAAAAUGGACCUUGCUUCCUGAAAAAGGAUAUAGAUGCCAAACUCUGUGCUAGAAAGACAAUGUGACUUUUGAGAUUAAAUCAAGUUCAAAUCUAAUCUUUUUUUGUUUGUGUUGAACCGCUCGUAUUAUUGGCAUGCUAUUGUUUGAUUCAAUUUAGGGAAUAUUUCCGUGUAAACAUUUAUCACAACACACAGCACAGUGAUGUUAGAUUAGCCGGCUUGCUAUUUCGCUGCUACAAUAUAUCACAGCUUGACUUUUGUCAAACGUCCCAACGUCCUCAUGAAUCCAUCGUUUUUUUUUUAGUUGAACAACAUCAACCUAAAACGAAAAACAUGACACUUUGGGAUGAAAAGUAAAAAUUAAAAAUAAAAAUGACAAUGUUUUCAUUGUGAAUCAUUUCAUUAUUAGUAUUUUUUAAAUGUGUAAAGAUUUGAUUGAUAUUUUUAAUAAAUUAUGUGAAGUUUACGUUUUUUUUAAUAUUCAUUUCGUUCUGUUUUUUUUUCUCAGUUUAUUAUGAAACGAAACACUUGUAUCUGGAAUCCUGUGUUGUUUUUUAAGUACGGCCCCUUCAAGAGUAGGUGCAUUUACUGGCGUUUGAUUGGACUCUUUCUAAAACAUUAUUUUAUU
Molecule: messenger RNA, 4826 nt
Organism: Oncorhynchus keta (chum salmon)
Lineage: Eukaryota; Metazoa; Chordata; Actinopteri; Salmoniformes; Salmonidae
Gene: cdhr2
Product: cadherin related family member 2
Exons: 31
Coding region: 172-4110 (1312 amino acids)
Biological process (GO): homophilic cell-cell adhesion
Cellular component (GO): catenin complex; plasma membrane
Molecular function (GO): cadherin binding; calcium ion binding
Source: RefSeq, a predicted model, not a curated record